GGUUAAUUGGAUGCACCCAACAAGGGAAGCUCGCUUUUACGGUUCAGUAAUACUGCCCCUUUCUAGACUGAAACACCAUUUCGAAGAAAACUGGAAACUCUGAAGAAGCCUCCGUACGAGUCGCGGAGGGGACGGUGCUUCCUUUUGAUCGGCGAGAUUUCUGUGUUUCCGGAUGCAUCCAUGUUCAACCAACAAACGCUCUCUCUGCCUGCCUAUAACCUACUUCUAGAAAUGCGGGCGUCUUUUGCAGUGUCUUGCUAAGGUGCGGUAGCGGCGGAAUUCUGCUACCCAUCCGGUUCAUGGGGACACUCUUCCUCAAGUUCCAGGAGUUUGUGAAGGGGCUUGCGAAUGGCUCUACAUUGGGUAAAGAUCCAAGAAGACUUCAGUUUGAAGCAGACGUGAAUCGUCUUUUUCUUUAUACAAGCUAUAAAUCAUUGGGGAAGAAUGCUGAUGAAAAAGAUGCAGAAGAAAUAAUACAGAUUGCUGAAAAGGCAUCUGUAAAAGACCAACAGAAGCAGGUUCAAGAAAACAUACACAUCCAGAUCAAGACUUUCCAGGCUACAUUGGAUGAUAUUCUUCGCCCUGAUUUAUUAGGUGGCAAUGAUGACUGCAAGUCCUCCCCUCAAAAACAUGGCACUCCUAGGCCCAGUGGCCUUAGUUUUGCGCUGGGUGGUCCUGUGGCUCAGACACAUAAACCUGCUGUACCUGCCACACGCCCUCUGAAUCACCUGGAGUUGUCAAGCAGUUUCAAAGUUCAAAGUGGAUACACCCUUGAACUAAAACCAUCAGAGAUUUCCCAUGAGGAUGCAGGCUUAGGUCUAUUCUUGAGUGGUUCUGCUGACAUUGGCUCAGUUGUGGCUUUCUACCCUGGCGUGAUCUAUUCACCAGCCUACUAUAGAUACAUACCAGGAUACCCACGGAUUGAUGCGCAAAAUCCUUACUUAAUUUCGAGAUAUGAUGGAACAGUAAUUGAUGCACAGCCAUGGGGUGCAGGUGGAGAAGGUCGGGAGGUGUGGACUGGUAUGGUUCCUCCUGAACUUAGAGGUAAGCAUGAAAGUUUGGGUGCUGAUUCAGCUUCUGACCGCUUUUGGAAGAUAUUGAGCAAGCCUUUGCAAGGUGGGAUUGCAAAUGGUAAGGACAUAGUAGAGAGACGGAAUCCGCUGGCCUUUGGGCACUAUGCCAACCACCCAUCAAAGGGGACUGCUCCCAAUGUGAUGGUGUGUCCUUAUGAUUUUCCGAUGGUAGAGAAAAAUAUGAGGCCUUAUAUUCCUAAUAUUUCAUUUGGAGGCAAAGAUAACAUACAGAUGAAGAGGUUUGGCUCAUUCUGGUUGAAGACUGGGUCUUCUGCUGAGGAAACAACAGCAACAGGUCCGGUCUUGAGGUCCCUGGUACUUGUUUCUACACGUCCAAUAUGUGACGAAGAGCUGCUUUUGAACUACCGGCUGAGCAAUGCAAAACGAAGACCAGCAUGGUACAGCUCAGUUGAUGAAGAGGAGGACAAACGGCGGUGGGGUUAGGUGCAAGGUUCAGGUAGUUGGCAUCACCUAUCGCGGUAGUUCUUGUUUGGCAUCACCUCCCAGAAGGGCUGAAGCUCUUGUUUGGCAAACUUAUUGGACAAUAAUUUUUGUGCGAGGCCUAAGCUAGAGCACACACUUUCUGUUCUAAUCAUUUUUUUUAACACGCUGUUGAGAGAUGUGAGUCCUUUCUUUUUUUUGGCUUUUAUGUGAUCCACAAAAAUAACAUGCAACUUUCAAUAGUAUUUGGAACUCAGAGUACGAUUACAUUUGGUGAA
Messenger RNA from Nymphaea colorata (pocket water lily), 1792 nucleotides. RefSeq lists its product as uncharacterized. The coding region runs from base 300 to 1517 and encodes 405 amino acids. The transcript is spliced from 4 exons. Lineage: Eukaryota; Viridiplantae; Streptophyta; Magnoliopsida; Nymphaeales; Nymphaeaceae. The record is from RefSeq and is a predicted model, not a curated record.